AUGGAGUUGGUGGAUCUUCCCACAAUAGGCGGUAAGUUUACUUGGUUCAAAAGCAACGGGAAGGCAAUGAGUAGGCUUGAUAGAUUUCUUCUAUCCGAGUGCUUCAUUGAAGAUAAGAAGGUGGAUGGCCAAUAUAUAGGAGAGAGGGAUGUGUCGGAUCAUGCACCCAUUUGGUUGAAAAACAAUAGGAAGGAUUGGGGUCCUAAGCCAUUUAAGUUUAACAACUUAUGGCUAAAUCAUGAGGGGUUUGAUAAUUUUGUUGAAGAGGAGUGGAACAAUCUUGUUGUUAAAGGGAGAGGGGACUAUUGCUUGGUUGAAAAGUUGAAAAUCCUUAAAAGUCGGAUCUCAUGGUGGAACAAAACGGUUUAUGGUUGGAUUGACCUCAAGAUCGACAUAGACGUGAAAGAGAUGCAUGCUCUAGAUAACUUGUUUGUUCAUUUUGCAGGAUUCUUUAAAGAGGAGAUUUGUACUAGACCGGAACCGCAUGGUAUCGAUUUGAAAGUGCUUCCUUUAGGGGACUCUUUGGACCUUGAAAAACCUUUUUCCGAGAAAGAGAUCAAGGAGGCUAUUUGGUCGUGUGACGGGAACAAAAGUCCGGGGCCGGACGGUUUUUCUUUGGAGUUCUUUAAAAGAUUUUGGUUUCUUCUCAAAGAAGAUUUGAUGAAGUUAUGCAAUGAUUUCUUCUCAAAAGGUACGCUUGUCAAAGCUAUUUCUUCUUCAUUUCUUGCGCUUAUUCCUAAAAAGAAGAAUCCUCAAGGUUUGUCCGAGUACCGCCCUAUUUGUCUAGUGGGGAGUAUUUACAAGAUUCUUGCAAAGAUUUUGGCGGCUAGAAUAAGGGGUGUUUUAGAUAAAGUGAUUUCUACCAAUCAAACCGCCUUUGUUCCGGGUAGGAGUAUGAUGGAUGGAGUCUUAAUGGUUAACGAGAUUCUUGAUUGGGCUAAAAGGAAAAAGAAGGGGUGUCUCUUACUCAAGGUGGAUUUUGAAAAGGCGUAUGAUUCUAUUUCUUGGAAUUACCUUAGAUGGAUAAUGAGAAGAAUGGGGUUUGGGAAGAAAUGGAUGAAUUGGAUGGAAUCUUGCAUUUUCUCUAGUCAUAUGUCCGUUUUGGUGAAUGGUAGUGCCACUAAAGAGUUUAAAGUUCAUCGUGGUCUUCGUCAAGGCGAUCCAAUUUCUCCUUUUCUCUUUGUUAUAGCUAUGGAAGGCCUUAGUGCUCUCAUGAGGAAAUCAAUAGAGGUGGGGGAUUUCCAACCUUUCAAAUAUGGUGAAGAUGACUUUGUGGACAUUCUCCAAUUUGCGGACGACACUGUAAUUAUUGGAGAACCUACAAGUGACAAUCUUUGGAGCAUGAAAGUGAUUUUGAGAGGUUUUGAGUUGGUAUCCGGAUUGAAAAUUAACUUCCACAAAAGCAAUUUCUUUGGCACUAACAUUGGAGAUUGGCUCUAUUCUUCGGCCACUUCUUUCUUAUCUUGCAAAAAGGGAUCAUUCCCCUUUAAAUUCCUUGGAAUUUGGGUUGGAGAAAGAGCUAACAAGACGAAGGUGUGGAAGGAUGUGGUUAACAACAUAAAAGCAAGAUUGUCGGUGUGGAAGGGGAGAAACAUUUCUAUAGGUGGAAGGGUGACUCUCAUUGGGUCGGUGCUUAACGCAAUCCCAAUUUUCACCCUUUCUUUUUAUAAAGCUCCGAGCAAGAUUAUCAAAGAGAUUAGAGGUCUUCUUAGUAAUUUUUUGUGGAAUGGGAAUGCAAACAAAAGAAGUAUUCAUUGGGUGAAGUGGGAGAAUGUUUGCAAACCUAAGGAGAAAGGUGGUUUAGGGAUUAGAGAUGUUGGUGACAUUAAUAGAGCUCUUCUUCUCAAAUGGAAAUGGAGGAUAUUGAAGGAGGAUAAUGCUAUUUGGAGUAGAUUUCUAUUAUUGAGAUACCAUAAUCCGAAAUUCAAAGUGCUAGCUUCUUGUGGGGAUGUUCUAAAUCGGGGUGAUUCUAGUUGGUGGAGAGAUAUCAUCCUUAAUGAUUUUAAAGAGGAGAAUAGUGUUGAAGGCUUUACCGAUUGGAUUAAUUGUGAGUGCAAGAAUGGUAAAAACAUUCUCUUUUGGCAUAGUUGUUGGUUGGGCGAUCAAACUCUUCGCGAUCUUUUACCUCAUUUGUUCGAUAUCUCAACCAAUAAACUUUGCAAGGUUAGCGAUAUUAUUUCUUGGAAUAAUGGUGUCUUUUCUUGGAAUAUCAAUGACCUCUUCGGCAUGGAUGGAGUGUCCAUCUUAAACUUGUCAUCCCUCUCUUCCGAUCAAAACGGUAUCAUCUCGGAUGUGGCUACUCAAUUGAGGGACUUAAAAGCUUCUUUGGAGAGAUUCACUCCGAUCAAUUCGGAAAAUGACGUUUUUCAUUGGAAACUUAAUCCCUCCGGUGUUUUCUCGGUUGCAAGUGUGACUAGUUUGGUUUCUAAUGCUAAAGACAAUGCUUGGCCAAUCCAUACUAUCAAGUUGUUGGAAAAAAUGUGGAAGUCUAAGGUUCCGAAAAUGGUUCAUAUUUUUUCUUGGGGAUUCUUUAUUGAUCGCCUUCCUUUAAAAGAUCUUUUGCUUCAUAGGGGGGUUUCUAAUUUCACCUCUCUCGAUUGUGUCCUUUGUUCUAACCACCCGGAAUCUUCGCUUCAUCUCUUCUUUCAUUGCAAUGUUUCGAAAGCGGUGUGGGGGAAAGUCUACAAUUGGUUGGGUGAAGAUGUGGAGUUUAAUUUGGACGAGUUCAAAAGCUUUGGUAGCAUACAAGAGAAGGUGAAGAACCACAAUAUCAGAAUUAAAUUAAAUUCUAUUUGGUUAGCUAUUAUUUGGUGCAUUUGGUUGAUGAGAAAUGCUAUCAUCUUUGAGAAUGCUUCUUUUAGCUUCGAAACGGUAAUCUCCAACAUUAUGUUUUUCUCUUGGAGAUGGUUAGGUGGUAGUGUUCCUAUUUUUAGGACUCAUUUUUAUGAUUGGUAUAAAUUACCUCUAAACUGUUUCAACUCUCUUUAG
This is a messenger RNA of Vicia villosa (hairy vetch), 2988 nucleotides long. RefSeq lists its product as uncharacterized. The record is from RefSeq and is a predicted model, not a curated record. The transcript is spliced from 2 exons. Bases 1 to 2988 code for a protein of 995 amino acids. NCBI's taxonomy places the organism in Eukaryota, Viridiplantae, Streptophyta, Magnoliopsida, Fabales, Fabaceae.